Fundulus heteroclitus (mummichog) is the source of this 2491-nucleotide messenger RNA. RefSeq names its product KH domain containing 4, pre-mRNA splicing factor (gene khdc4). Lineage: Eukaryota; Metazoa; Chordata; Actinopteri; Cyprinodontiformes; Fundulidae. The coding region runs from base 104 to 1960 and encodes 618 amino acids. The record is from RefSeq and is a predicted model, not a curated record. Gene Ontology annotation, cellular component: nucleus. The transcript is spliced from 14 exons. Gene Ontology annotation, molecular function: RNA binding.
UGCGUGACGUCACCGGAGGCGGAAACUGGUGGUAAAAAGCAGCAGAAGAAGCAGCAGCAACAGCAGCAGCCACUGCCAGCUGAGGAAACCGUGCAGAAGUCGAAUGAGGCGCCGCAGUAAGUGGGACCAGCCCGACGCGGGGCCCGGAGGCCCCGGAGGGAUGAAGGAGGCGGAGGCAGCGCCCUGCGGGGCUCUGGACGCUGCUGCGGCCGUGGCCGCCAAAAUCAACGCCAUGCUGGUGGCCAAAGGGAAGCUCAAACCCUCGCAAAUAAGCUCCCCGCUCCCAUCUGACAAGAGUGCGGGUGCUGGGAAGUCUCCUGCCCCCACAAAAGCCAAAGAUGACCUGGUGGUCGCUGAAGUCGAGAUCAACGACGUACCUUUGUCCUGUCGAAAUCUCCUCACACGUGGACAGACACAGGAAGAGAUCAGCAAAGUGAGCGGCGCUGCAGUUUCAACCAGAGGGCGGUACAUGACAGCAGUGGAGAAGCACAAAGCAAUGGCUUGGGACCGACCCUUAUAUCUGCAUGUUCAAGGACAGACAAGAGAGCUCGUCGACAGAGCAGUUAAUAGAAUAAAGGAAAUCAUCACCAAUGGUGUCGUAAAAGCUGCGACCGCUUCAUCGGCCGCUUCAUCUUUCUCCCCCAGUGGAGCCUCGGUCACCGUCUACCAACAACACAACCCACCUGCCCCUACGCUGCCCACUGUGACGAACCACAAACCUCAGUUUCAGUCAGGGAUGCAUUAUGUCCAAGACAAGAUCUUUGUGGGCCUGGAGCAUGCCAUCCCUGGGUUUGUGGUCAAAGAGCGAGUCGAGGGCCCCGCCUGUUCCUACCUGCAGCACAUUCAGGCCGAGACGGGGGCCAAAGUCUUCCUCCGAGGAAAAGGAUCGGGCUGUUUAGAGCCCACGUCUGGACGGGAGGCUUUCGAACCCAUGUACAUUUACAUUAGUCAUCCUAAAGCGGAGGGACUAGCAGCAGCUAAGACCCUGUGUGAGAAUCUCCUUCAGACGGUCCAUGCAGAGUAUUCCCGCUACCUUAGUCAAAUGAGCACAAUGAUGCCAACGCAACAAGGUUUUUCACAGCCUCCAGUCGUGAACGGGAUCCCUCCUCAGCCCCCCUACUACUCUCCAGCUGGUUUCCAGCCAGGCUACAGCGCGCCUGUCCCCCAACCCCAGACCCCCCAGCCCGUCCCACCUGCUUAUUCCGUGCCCCCUCCCGGCAUGCCUGCAGGCGUGCCUUCUCAGUACCCCGUCCGGCCAGCCCCCGCCCCUCUUCCCAGUCCGAUUCCCGCUCAUGUCGCCGUUUCUAUCGCUGCUCCUCCUCUGGCGCCCGUCCCCGCUCCUAUUCUGGCUCCAAUUCCCUCUCAAGCUCAAGAUGUCCUGCAGCAGACUCUCCCUCCUCUACAUUUCGCUGCGCCUGCAGCGGCGCCUCCCAAAGCUGCGCCUCAGAGCGCCCCGGUCAACCCGCCUCAGAAGAGACGCUUCACAGAGGAGGUACCAGACGAGAGGGACAGCGGCCUGCUCGGCUACCAGCAUGGACCCAUUCAUAUGACUAAUUUAGGUGCAGGCUUCUCCGUGGGCAGCACAGAGAGUUCAGGACCCGCACAGCAGAGUUCCUCCGGCCUGGCGAGUGAGAGGGACAGUAGGCACCUAAUGCCUCCACCAACAUCCCUGCGUGUGAAUGGAGUGAGACCCCAGAUGGAGGACAGGAGAAUGCAGCAAGGCUUUGUGGAGCCCGCUGUGAAGAGACUGCGAACCGGUCUGGUAGCGUACGCCGGCGACUCCUCUGACGAAGAGGAGGACCACUCUUCCUCCAAAGCCGCAUGGCUAGGUAACCAUCCUCCCACCUCUGUUGCUUCGACCUGGGCUCAGAGCUAUCGCUGCCCUCCGCCGCUGCCAACUCGUGCCAAAAUGCAACCCCAGCAGCAGCAGCAGUCCAUCCCUUUCUGGAUGGCACCGUGAAACGGAAAUGUCUCUCAGUGCUUUCUUCAAUCUUACAGGACCUCAUUCCCCCCCCCCCCCCACCCCACCCCGCCACUAAUCUCCUCUUGGAUCACAUGGAGGACAGCUUUUUUGACAGCUGUGCCUCUGUUUGAACAAUUAAUUCAGCUCUUGGAUCCAAGCGGGACACACUAAUAUUUUGUAUACAUUAUAGGUUGAAGAUGGACAUUUGCACGACUUUUGUUUGUGGAUCAAUAGAUGGCCAGAUGAGUGAUGGUCUGCCCUGCGUUUUACUUUUAAUUCAAGCAACAAUUUUUUUAAUUUUUUUUAUUUUAAAUGGUCUAAAGCUAUAGAAAUAUCAGUUUGAUGUUAUACAUCAAUGACCAUUUUAUUUUAAAGUAGUUUUUCCUACUGUUUGGCCCUUUUUUUUGUGUCUCUCCCUGUUUGUUUGUCAGUUUUCUCUCCUAAUUACUCUUUUGUACAGGUCAUACAGGAGUGGUGAACCUGCUAAAAUUCAUCCUUUUAUGAAAUAAACCUAAUUUAUUGGGGUGA